ACAACACCUAAUGAUUUCCGACCGGAAACCAGUUCCUGUGGGAAGGGACCGGGCAACUUUGGCAAGGCUCCCAAACAGCUCCUCCUCUCCCUCCCUUCCACCGCCUUAAGGUCCACAGGGCUCAGCGGAACCAAAAUGCGAGGAGCUGCGCGGGCAGGGGACGCAGAAGUGGGAGCGGAGCCAGAGGAGAUAUGAGCACCACUAAGGACGUGACCUGCAGGUAUUUUAUGCAAGGCGUAUGCCGUGAAGGAAGUAGAUGCCUAUUUUCACAUGACUUGUCUACAAGUAAACCAUCUACUAUCUGCAAAUUCUACCAGAAAGGACAAUGUGCCUAUGGAACUCGCUGCAGAUAUGAUCACAUUAGACCUUCUGCAUCAGGUGCCAUAGUGGGGACUAGGACACUUUAUGCUUCUGCACCACAAUGCCAAAGCCUUAACUCUCAGCCAGAGCAAAAUAUACCUAUAAUCAAAAGUAAAGUACAUGAGCCUGGAAAACGUGAAAAGAAAACACUAGUGCUCAAGGACAGAGAUUUAUGUGGAUCAAAUGAGGAAAGGACAAGAUCCAGCACUGUGAGUGAUUCAGCAUGUUUCAGUGUUCAAACUGACACUCCAGAAGCAAAGCCACAUUCGUAUUUGGAAGCUAUCCGCAGUGGGCUUGCAGAAGAUGAUGCUGAACCUGGAAGUUCAUACACUAAUGGUGAACAGUUAUGUCCCUAUGCAGCAGCUGGCAUGUGCCAGUUUGGUGACCGAUGUCUCUACCUCCAUGGGCAAGUGUGUGAAAUCUGUGGCUCGCAAGUACUUCAUCCCUUUGACCCAGAACAGAGAAAGAUGCAUGAAAAGAUGUGCAUGGCUACAUUUGAACAUGAGAUGGAGAAGGCCUUUGCCUUCCAGGCAAGCCAGGACAAGGUAUGCAGUAUCUGCAUGGAAGUGGUGUAUGACAAACCAUCAGCAUCCGAAAGAAGAUUUGGAAUCCUUUCCAACUGCAAUCACACAUACUGUUUGUCCUGCAUCCGACAGUGGAGAGGUGUCAAGCAGUUUGAGAAUCCAAUCAUAAAGUCCUGUCCAGAAUGCCGUGUGAUAUCAGAGUUCGUAAUUCCUAGUAUGUAUUGGGUAGAAGAUCAGACCAAAAAGAAUGAGCUGAUUGAAGCAUUUAAGGAGGGAGUGGGAAGGAAGGCCUGCAAGUAUUUUGAGCAGGGAAAGGGGACCUGUCCAUUUGGGGGAAAGUGUCUAUACCUGCAUGCCUACCCAGAUGGGAGAAAGGCUGAACCGGAGAAGCCACGGAAACAGCUUAGCUCUGAGGGAACUGUUCGGUUCCUCAAUUCUGUUCGCCUCUGGGAUUUUAUUGAAGACCGUGAAAAUAGAACACUGCCAGUUGCUGACAAUGACGUAACAGAGAUGGGAGAGCUUUUUAUGCAUCUUUCAGGAGCGGAUGCUGAAUCUGCUGCUCCUCCCUGAAACACCCCAAGAUCUCCACAAUGUACUCUUCUAUAUUAGUCCUUCUGUUCCUUCAAUAACUUUGUACUGUACCAUUUUAGAAUUACUGUGCCAUGGAGACUGAAGUCCUGGUGAAAUUCUAGUAUGAGCCUGUCACUGUAGAGUAAAACAACUGAAGCAUAAUAAAAUGAGUGCUUUUAUUAUGUA
Rhineura floridana is the source of this 1640-nucleotide messenger RNA. It is a transcript of the gene MKRN2, whose product is annotated as makorin ring finger protein 2. Lineage: Eukaryota; Metazoa; Chordata; Lepidosauria; Squamata; Rhineuridae. The transcript is spliced from 8 exons. The coding region runs from base 192 to 1454 and encodes 420 amino acids. Gene Ontology annotation, molecular function: metal ion binding; ubiquitin protein ligase activity. The record is from RefSeq and is a predicted model, not a curated record. Gene Ontology annotation, biological process: protein polyubiquitination.